Molecule: messenger RNA, 663 nt
Organism: Zingiber officinale
Lineage: Eukaryota; Viridiplantae; Streptophyta; Magnoliopsida; Zingiberales; Zingiberaceae
Product: extensin-like
Exons: 1
Coding region: 1-663 (220 amino acids)
Source: RefSeq, a predicted model, not a curated record
AUGAGGAGAGGUGCACGUGUUCCCGUGCCGAGACGUGGUGCAAGACGACCACGCAAGACGACAUUGGAGUUCCUGGCAGCAGAGUCGCCAGAGAUGUCUGCUAGAGUCGAGCCUAUCGGUCAAGGACAGACUCCGCAUGGUACUGCGGGUGCGUCGGGUUUUCAGACUCCGAUGGUUUCAGAGGUACCUACCCCGACGGUACCCGUCGUACCUACUCCUACGAUAUUUACGGUACCACCAGCGGUACCACCAGCAUACUCGGCACCUACUCCAGUCGAGCCCAGUACGUACCCGGUACCACUGCCACCAGUGCCUACGGCAUACCAGGCACCACUGCCAUCGGUGCCCACUGCAUACGCGGCACCUGCACCAGUAGCAGCAGUUGCUCCACCUCCGGUACCACCACCCAUCGUACCUCCUGCCGCGGCCACCUAUGCUGACCCUGAAGUGCCACCCAUGGCACCUACCUCAGUCUAUGCAGCAACACCGGGGAUGCCUCCCCCGGCCUAUGCAGCGGUACCCCUUGUUAUACCAGCUCCAGUGGUUCCGCCAGUUCCUGCAGUCGUCCCUACUCACCUCACUAAUAUAGUUACGACACGAGCUCGGAUCCUAGCACUGGCAGUCGAUGAAGAGUCGAUUCACACUAUUCCGAGGAGACACUGA